UCUGGCUAUUCGAGGCACCGUUCUGAAGACGUUUGAUUGUUCUGUACCUAGCAAGACUAUACACCACGAGUGGAUUUAGUGCGCUGUAUCUGGUUUGCUUUAUGAAGCCAAUAUACCCCAUCACCUUAAGUGAGCUCCUAAAGUGGCCUGCGGCAUUUUUCUACCGCUUGGUGUCACACAAUGGCGUUCUCUGCCAUAAAGCUGUAGGUUAAACGACCUGGGGCCCAAAGGCCUGUAGGUUUCUUAGUAGGACUUAUGUCCCCGUUAACAGCUUAUGGAAGAAGACAGAGGUAACAAGUCAGGAGCUGCUGAAGCUAAGUGGGCCAACUUGAUGCUACCAUCUUGAACCUGCAGAAAUCCUGUUGUUUUCUCUCAACGUCAUCAAUCUUCCGAAGGCCAAGUCGAUAUGGAUCAAGAUACAAACACUUACGCACAUCAAGCUUUGACAUCCCAUGAUUCAAUCCGCAUUUUGCACCUGCUACCAGGAUCUGACAAUGAUGUAAUCCGCUGUAGUUCGGAGGAAAUGGUGCUGGACGAGGCAGAAGGUAGAUACGAAGCAGUUUCGUAUGACUGCGGCCGUUCAUAUAUCACAUCUACGAUUGUUUGCGAUAGUGCCGCACUUCCAGUAACGACCAAUCUCGAGUUGGGGCUCCGAACAUUUCGUUUGAAACUAUAUCUCCAUUUCCCCCGCGUAAUGCCAACAAAGGGGAUCUGUCAGAUGCAGAACGAUCAUUCCCACGAUCGAGGGACCGGCGCCUAGCGAUGACAGCUCAAGGAAGAAUGGAAUUGGUCUUGUUGAUUGCUAAGGGCAAUGGCUUUUGUUAUAUCAUCCAAGGCAUGGAUGUUCCUAUCAUUCUUCAGGGAAGGAGAGACGUACUGCCCCGGAGUGAUGGAAGGAGAACUGUCAAGUUCCGAGUCCCUUGAUGAUUAGUGGGAGGAGGUUCGUGUUCAGUGAUGGUGAUGGCGCUCCAGAGUCAAAUAUCAUCUCUCUUUUUAAGCCUCUUUAUAUUGAGCUACUGAUUAAAAAUGAGAAAAGUAUUGCCGAUAAAGUUAAAGUUACACAGGCCUGACAUGCCCC
This is a messenger RNA of Fusarium redolens, 1078 nucleotides long. RefSeq lists its product as uncharacterized. Bases 407 to 760 code for a protein of 117 amino acids. The transcript has a single exon. Lineage: Eukaryota; Fungi; Ascomycota; Sordariomycetes; Hypocreales; Nectriaceae. The record is from RefSeq and is a predicted model, not a curated record.